Messenger RNA from Delphinapterus leucas (beluga whale), 487 nucleotides. RefSeq names its product peptidase inhibitor 3 (gene PI3). Gene Ontology annotation, biological process: antibacterial humoral response; innate immune response; copulation. Gene Ontology annotation, molecular function: serine-type endopeptidase inhibitor activity. The record is from RefSeq and is a predicted model, not a curated record. Gene Ontology annotation, cellular component: extracellular region. NCBI's taxonomy places the organism in Eukaryota, Metazoa, Chordata, Mammalia, Artiodactyla, Monodontidae.
AUGAAGUCCAGAAACGUCUUUAUCCUGGUGGUAGUACUUCUUGUCCUUGGGACGCUGGUGGCACAGGCAGCUGUCGCAAGAGGUCAAGGCACUACGAAAGGCAAUGUUCUGAUCAAAGGACAAGAUCCAGUCAAAGGCCAAGAUCCAGUCAAAGGUCAAGAUCCAGUCAAAGGUCAAGAAGGUCCAGUCAGAUUCCCAUGGAUCCCUAAGCCUGGCUCCUGCCCCAGGACUCUGUUCCAGUGCCCCAUGUUAAAUCCCCCUAACAAAUGUUUCAGAGAUGCUCAAUGCCUGGGGGCCAAGAAGUGCUGUGUGAGCUAUUGCGGGAAUGCCUGUGUGAAUCCCCGGUGAGGUGGAGUCUGUUCUUGCUGCACCUGUGAAGUCCCCAGGGAUGCAGAUCCUGGUGCCUGUAGCACUACUCAUUCUUCCUUUCAUUCGGGUGCCCAAACCUGGGAUGCCUCUCUCAUGGACUUUCCAAUAAAAGACCAUU